AUGUCUGACCAAGAGCUCGCCGACAACAAGGUACAUGCCACUCACGAGAAACCACUCUCGUUAUGGAGAGACAUGGUGGUGAACCGAUCCAGCUAUCUAAUGGCGAUCAGCGCCUGCUGGGGUGGUAUGCUCUUCGGGUGGGACACUGGUCUCAUCGGUGGCAUUCUCCCGCGCAAGUCCUUCAAGCACUCGUUUGGUCUUGACUCGCCCUCCAUGGCCAAGGACUAUGCCAAUCUUCAAGGAUGGAUCGUAACAGUCCUUCAAGGAGGAUGCUUCUUCGGCGCUAUGUCUGCGGCGUUCAUUUCUGAUCGCUUUGGUCGCAAGAAAGCUCUAUUUGUUGCUGCAUUUUUGUUUUUCAUCGGCUCCAUCCUUCAAACUGUCCCUGCUCUAGGCGGCCAAUCUCCCCGUAGCUCUUUGAACCAGCUUUAUAUCGGCAGGUUCAUCGGUGGCUUGGGAGUUGGAUUGGUCAGUGUGGUGGUCCCAACAUAUGUCUCUGAGUCGGCCCCUCGUUUGAUCCGUGGUCGUCUUACUGGCAUGUACCAACUCGCCAUUGUGUUCGGUAUCGCUUUUUCCUUCUGGGUCAACUACGGCCUCCUCGAGCAAUACGGCGAUUCCAAUGAUGUUCCUCAACAAUGGCGUAUCGCAUUUGCCCUCCAGAUGCUCCCUGGUCUCCUUUUAGUCGUCUUCAUGCUCUUCCAGAGCGAAUCUCCUCGUUGGCUUGCUGAAAAAGGACGCGAUGAAGAGUGCAAGAAGGUUCUUGCCCGUCUGCGUAGUGUCAGCAUCAAUGAUCGUGUCGUUGAAGACGAAUACGCGCUCAUUAAGGCCGACUUUGAGGGUCGCGUCAAGCUCUCGUUUGCCCAACAGUUCCGUGAGGCGACUUCAUCUCGCAAGAUGUUCUACCGCUGCUCCCUGCCAUUUAUUCUCAUGGCCUUCCAACAAUGGACUGGUGUCAACUCGAUGAACUACUACUCGCCCAAGAUUUUCGAGUCGCUUGGUCUGAAGGGCUCGUCUGCUAGCUUGCUCGGCACGGGUAUCUACGGUAUCGUUAAAAUUGUCAUGACCGCGCUCGUUCUCGGCCUUGGUGUGGAGCAACUCGGCAGGAAGAGUUUGUUGAUCUGGGGAGGUCUCGGCCAGGUUGUGUGCAUGUGCUUCAUUGGUGCUUACCUCAAGAUCCAUACUGAUGGCACGGUUAUUCCUACUUCCUACGUCGCCAUUGUGGCCAUCUACCUCUAUGUCACCUUUUACUCGUUCGGAUGGUCUGUCGCCCCUUGGCCCGUGAUGUCCGAGUCGCAGCCCAACCACUUGCGCUCACUCACCAUGUCCAUCGGUCUCAUGUCCAACUGGCUCUUCAACUUUACCAUCUCCAAAAUCACUCCCAUCCUUCUCGAAGAUAUCACCUAUGGUACUUACCUCCUUUAUGCUGGUACCACCAUGCUCGGUGUCCUUUGGACCAUUUUCUUCCUUCCCGAGACUGGUGGAUACUCGCUCGAGGAAAUCGGUGAUCUCUUCGAGGGCUCACUUGUUACCCGCUCGCUUUCCGAUAACAAGUUUGCCUUUAAGCGUAUGCGUGAGGAGGACCGUGACCAGAUUCGACAGGGUCUCCGCCGCUAUGGCUCUUCGACCGGUUCUGGCUGGAAUGAUGAGAAGCACGUGGAUGAGCGUUUCGAGAGGAGUCAGCAGGUUAAUGUUAUGCCCUCUGUCGCUGAAGAGAGGCGUUGA
Molecule: messenger RNA, 1719 nt
Organism: Rhizoctonia solani
Lineage: Eukaryota; Fungi; Basidiomycota; Agaricomycetes; Cantharellales; Ceratobasidiaceae
Product: Sugar (and other) transporter
Exons: 5
Coding region: 1-1719 (572 amino acids)
Biological process (GO): transmembrane transport; carbohydrate transport
Cellular component (GO): membrane
Molecular function (GO): carbohydrate:proton symporter activity
Source: RefSeq, a predicted model, not a curated record